Molecule: messenger RNA, 2478 nt
Organism: Sorghum bicolor (sorghum)
Lineage: Eukaryota; Viridiplantae; Streptophyta; Magnoliopsida; Poales; Poaceae
Product: AP-5 complex subunit mu
Exons: 8
Coding region: 120-2009 (629 amino acids)
Biological process (GO): intracellular protein transport; endosomal transport
Cellular component (GO): cytosol; lysosome; late endosome
Source: RefSeq, a predicted model, not a curated record
GAAAAGCAUCCUACUCGGCCCAUCAAGUCGUCUUCCUCCUCCGACCUCGUCCCGCAGCAACGCAGCAGCAGCGUCAGCGGCACGGCUCCUCCUCCCUCCUAGCCAUUCCCCGGCAGGCCAUGUCCGGCGGCGGGUGCAGCGUACGCGCCAUCUGGAUCCUCACGCCCAACGACACCGUAGCCUUCUCCAGGCGGUUCGCGGUGGUGGAGAAGAGGUGGCGUGCCGCGUGGGAGGCGGAGGAAGGCGACGGAGAGGGAGACCGGAGGGGCUCUGGGGCGGCGCCGACGCCGCUGCCCGCCGACCACGAGGUCGCCGCCGCAUUCGCCGAGCGCCGGAGAAGGGAGGGCACUGCACGCGGUUCAGGCAUCCGUACAAACGUAUCAUCUGUGGGACUGGAUUCUUGGGUUGAUGAUCCAAUUACCCGUCACAUUAUCUCGCUACACAUGGAUAAAGAGGAAGGGGAUGGCUUUAUGCUGUGGCCUGUUGUUCUGCAAAAGCGUGGAGGGUAUUAUGUCCUUGUGUUGCCUCUGGUGGAUCCUCAACCAUUUAGAGCAUAUGAAAAUCUCUUGAAAAGGUCUGAUUGUGGGAGUUCGGCCAAGGAGAACGGCAAUCUUUCUUCUAUCCUGUUCAAUCUUCCAUGCAUAACAGGAGCAUUUAUGGUUGCUCAUGUUGUUGGGGACAUAAUUACUGGUGAUAUUGCUGAACCUGAGGUGAUCGUUAGCUCUGGGCCGUCUGUUGGUGGACUCUUGGAUUCAUUGACUGGAAGUAUAGGCAUUUCAGCACGAGCGAAGCCUAUUGCUGCACCUGUUGCAGCACCAACUGCAUCACUCUCUUCUCCUGUUGGUGCUGCUCAAUCAGACUCCUUAAAAGGUGGUGUAAGGCCUUUUGACAAGGAUUUACUGCGGAACUUCAUCAUUGGUGCAAUGCCUUUUGGCACACCUCAGGAUCUCAAUUAUGCCAAUGUUACUUCGAUUAGAACUACUGGAUUUUCUGGUGAUCCUCUUCCGAUAGAUCAGAAACAACCUGCCUGGAAGCCCUACCUGUACAAAGGGAGGCAAAGGAUUCUCUUUUCUAGCCUGGAGACUAUAAAUGCUGCACUGUAUGACCGUGAUGAUGUGCCAGAUUUCCUUUCUGUUUCAGGACAAGUGACAUGUAGGGCUGAACUUGAAGGACUACCCGAUGUUUCUUUGCCAUUGACUGGGUUAAAAACUGCUCAUGUCGAGGUGUCAUCGUUCCAUCAUUGUGUUCAAGCUUCAGAGCCCACUGCUAAUAAGCAAACCCUGGUUUUUCAGCCACCAUUAGGAAAUUUUGUAUUGAUGCAUUAUCAAGCACCAUGCAAUAUUGCUCCUCCUGUUAAAGGGUUCUACCAGCUGUCCAUGGUUUCUGAAAAUGAAGGUGCUUUUCUUUUUAAGCUUACAUUGAUGGAGGGUUACAAGUCUCCCUUCAUUAUGGAUUUUUGCAUGAUUACAAUGCCAUUCCCUCGAAGAAGAGUUGCAUCGUAUGAUGGAAAUCCAUCAAUUGGGACAGUUUCAAUGACAGAGCAUUCAAUUGAGUGGAGAAUUGUUUCAAGCGGCCGGGGACUCAGUGGUAGGAGCAUUGAAGCUACCUUCCCUGGUACUGUUAAAUUUCUGCCUAGGACAGUACAGAGAAUAAAUUCAUCAUUUCGAUCAGUUUCAAGCACUGGAUAUACUGAAGAUAGUGACAGUGAGCAAGAUAACGUUAAGAAUGGAGCUAGUUUGGAUGACUGCAUCAUGGAAAAAAUCAAUAAGGAUCUUCAGGCAGUUGAUUUAGAAGAGCCAUUGUCUUGGCAAGCGUAUAAUUAUGCUAAGGUUUCUUUUAAGAUCACUGGAGGCACACUGUCUGGUCUUACAAUCGAUACAAAAUCUGUAAACAUCUAUCCUUCUGUAAAAGCUCCUGCUGAAUACUCAAUGCAGGCUUCUUCUGGAGAUUACAUACUGUGGAACACCUUAGGAAAAUGUCCGACAGCUGCUUUGCCUAGAGAAUUAUGACUGUCAAGUGUUUUCCAGCAUACGAUGCCAUCAUAUUUUUGUGCCUGUCUUUUGCUGCCUGUACAGACCUCAGAGCUAUCCACAUUGUUUAUCCUACCAGAUCUGUGCUGGGAAGUUUUUGUUCCUUUUGUAUUUAGGAGUUCAUUUUUUAGCAAGGAGAAAAACUAUAAGCCUAUAGAUCUUGCUCUCUGAAGCCCGACGACGAAAUACCGCCUUGAAGCCAUGAUCUUAUGGACAUUGGGAUUUUCCAUCUGUUGCGUUUUACGGCCUUUUUUACAAGUGAGGAUUUCGUGUACCAGCAAGAUUUAAAUCCCUAUUACUCACAUGCUGCCGUUGCAAUGCCUUGUGACAACACUAGUACAUGAGCGAGGCUCAUCACAUGUUAUUAUACAUUCCCUUAUGUUUAACUUAUGUCAUGUUUUGGUUAGGGAAAAGCUAAUGGACGAUAUGAGUGAUUUGGAUUUGCUCA